AUGACGUUGCCGUCACUCUCGUCCACGUCUUUCAACACGGCUUUGAGUCGCUCUUCGAAUUCACCUCGGAAUUUGGCCCCAGCUACGAGUGCUGCCAGGUCCAGAGCGACCACUUUCUUGUCUUUCAAGCUGUCAGGCACCUCACCGAGUGCAAUACGCUGUGCCAGGCCCUCGGCCACUGCGGUCUUGCCAACACCAGGCUCUCCGAUCAGAAUUGGAUUGUUCUUGGUACGACGCGACAGGAUCUGCGUGGCGCGGCGGAUAGAGUCUUCUCGGCCAAUCACAGGGUCCAGAUUUCCAGCUUUGGCGACCUCCGUAAGAUCGCGCCCGUAUUUCUUGAGACUUUUGCCCUGCGGAACGUUCUGCGGGUUGAUCCACGUCUGCGGCUGGCCCAUGGACGCCAAGCCACGACGGGCUAAGUAG
Messenger RNA from Phytophthora infestans T30-4, 423 nucleotides. RefSeq lists its product as uncharacterized. The record is from RefSeq and is a predicted model, not a curated record. Bases 1 to 423 code for a protein of 140 amino acids. The transcript has a single exon. NCBI's taxonomy places the organism in Eukaryota, Oomycota, Peronosporomycetes, Peronosporales, Peronosporaceae.